UAGAAAAGGUGCUGAGACGGAGAAAACAGGACGGAUUUCCAUCUCCAAUUUGAAACAGUUUAGAGCCGGAAACAAACUUCCCGAGAAGUUCAGAGAGAGAGAGAGAGAGACAGAGAGAGAGAGAGAGAGAGAGAGAGACAGAGAGAGAGAGAGAGAGAGAGAGAGAGACUCGGUGCAUAAUAAAUCCGUAUCAUCCUCCAACCAGCAGCGGCAGCGACUGACACUCGGCUCUGACUCCAUCCACUUACCAAACUUCUGAAAAAGUUUUUCUACAUGAGUUUUUCUAAACGAGUUUUCUAAUUUACGAUGGUUGAUAACAGAAGAUGAAGAAGAAGCGUUAAUGUUGUCCUAAAGUGGCUUUUGUUUUGCAGCCUGUGUGGACAUGUUGUCUCUGUCAGCACUGCUCGGCCUCAAACUGUGCACAGAUGUCUCUUCACCCUGACAAGCUGGAGUAGAAACAAACAAACAAACAAACAAACAAACAACAAAACAGUUUACGCCUUCACAAAACUGCGAUCAAGUCUUAAAUUGUAAGCCAUGACUUCGUCCACUCCUCCCUCCUCUCGUAGUCCUUCCCCUCAGAAGGUUUGCCAUUCCCAGACUCAGACAGAUGUCCUGAAGCCGUUGCUGGGCGGAGGUGGUGGAGGUGUGGCAGGAGGCGGAGCUGCAGCAUUGAGGAGGCGUCGGCGUGUCUUGUCUAAGGAUGGCCGAAGCAAUGUGCGCAUUGAGCAUGUCAGUGGCCGUGGAGCUCUCUACCUUCGUGACCUGUGGACGACAUUUCUGGACAUGCAGUGGCGCUACAAGCUUUUCCUAUUCUCAGCCACCUUUGCUGGGACCUGGUUUGCUUUCGGAGUGCUGUGGUACCUCGUGGCACUGGUGCACGGAGACCUGCUGGAGUUUGACCCGCCAUCCAACCAUACCCCCUGCGUGAUGCAGGUUCAGACGCUGACAGCUGCCUUCCUCUUCUCUCUGGAAUCACAGACGACGAUUGGCUAUGGCUUCCGGUGCAUAACAGAGGAAUGUCCAGUUGCCAUCAUCCUUCUCAUAAUGCAGCUAGUUAUCACAAUGGUGAUGGAGAUCUUUAUCACGGGGACCUUUCUUGCCAAGGUGGCUCGGCCAAAAAAGCGUGGUGAAACAAUAAAGUUCAGUCAGCAUGCGGUCGUGGCCAACCACGAUGGCCAACCAUGCCUUAUGAUCCGUGUAGCUAACAUGCGUAAGAGCCUACUGCUGGGGUGUCAGGUAACUGGGAAGCUGCUGCAGACGUCACUGACUAAAGAGGGUGAGACAGUUCGGCUGGACCAGAGAAAUGUGGCCUUCCAGGUGGACACGUCUAGUGACAGCCCCUUCCUCAUCCUCCCUCUCACCUUCUACCAUGUUAUUGAUGACAGCAGCCCGCUCCGCCCCUGGGCUGCCAAGGGUGGAGGCUGGGCAGACCCGGAAAUGGCAGAUUUUGAACUGCUGGUAAUAAUGAGUGCCACAGUGGAGCCCACAUCAGCCACUUGCCAGGUACGAACCUCCUACUUACCCGAUGAAAUCCUGUGGGGCUACGAAUUCCCCCCUGUCGUCUCGCUGUCCCCAUCAGGGAAAUACGUGGCUGACUUCACCUUCUUCGACAAGGUGGCUAAGACCAAGACCCCACCGUGCUUUAAGCAGACCUCUCCUUCUCGCCCAAGCUCAGACAGUUCGCGAGGUGGAGGAGGAAAGGAUCCGGAGAAGAAGAGGUUGGAGGAGAGCUACAGGGAGGAGAAGGGAUCUGAUAGAGGGAGAAUCCGAGAUAGCAGCCCACUUAGCGUUCGCAUUAGUAAUGUUUAGAGAGCGAGCGAGAGAGAGAGAGAGACAGACAGACAGACAGACAGACAUGUUCAGAGAAAGAGAAUCAGACUAACCGUAAGCGACUAGAAGCAGAGAAUUCACAAUAGCACCCUCCUCUUAGAAUUCCUCUUCAGAAGACACAUUUUUCACAAACAAAGACACAUACGCACAUGUAUACUGAGACUGCUAAACAUGAACAGUGGUAUCACCACCAUGUGGCUAAAAUGAAUAGUCUUACCUUGUUUAAAAAAUGUUUGUUUUUCUUUAUUGUACUUUCAUUUUUCUGUCUCGGACUAUGACAAGAUUAUAAAAAAGAUUAAAAAAGCCAAAAUAUGUAAAGACUAAUGAAGCACUGUACUGAUGGAUCAGGGGUACUAAGUCAUGGGACUUGUCUUUGUAUUCCAUAUUGAUGGACUGAACUGGAAUGAUGAUAUUAUGUUACAUGCGUAUAUAUUUGUACCUAACAGUGCCAGUUUGAGUACUCAUUUGAGUAUAGAUCUAGUUUUUUAUGUUGAGUUUUUUUUAGUCACUGGAGCAAACAUAUUGAUGCAGUAUGUUAACAAUACUAAAAGCACUUUAACUCUGUGAGAAGUUUUCUCUAGUUUCUGUUUUGAAAGCACUAACUAGUGUAUAUGGGGUGGUGAAUAGUUGUGCUGACACUGCACACAUGUGUGGGUGUUUCUGUGAAUCUGUAUCAUAUCUGCUUUGUUGGUGGUAAGGUGUGGGAAAAUGGAGGGCGUAUUCUGAGCAAAAUAUUUUUAGAAAUGUACACAAUUUAUAGACUUCAUAUAUUAUUAUUAUUAUUAUUAUAAUUAUUAUUAUAUGUGAGACAUGGGUGUGUUUUUGCGGUACUAAAAACAAAUGAAAGUGGUCUGUGGUCUGUCCUUGUGGGAAGAUAUUUUUAUUCUAAUAUAUGUGAUAGAGCUCAGUUUUAAAAACUGGGACAUUAUCACUUUAAUGUCUAAUGCCUUUAAAUGACCGUUUUUAAUAAAUGAUAUGUUCAGAAGCAG
Ictalurus furcatus (blue catfish) is the source of this 2822-nucleotide messenger RNA. It is a transcript of the gene kcnj10a, whose product is annotated as potassium inwardly rectifying channel subfamily J member 10a. The record is from RefSeq and is a predicted model, not a curated record. Gene Ontology annotation, cellular component: plasma membrane. Gene Ontology annotation, molecular function: inward rectifier potassium channel activity. The transcript is spliced from 6 exons. Gene Ontology annotation, biological process: regulation of monoatomic ion transmembrane transport; potassium ion import across plasma membrane. NCBI's taxonomy places the organism in Eukaryota, Metazoa, Chordata, Actinopteri, Siluriformes, Ictaluridae. Bases 538 to 1812 code for a protein of 424 amino acids.